Rubroshorea leprosula is the source of this 987-nucleotide messenger RNA. The record is from the annotation of a GenBank genome assembly. Lineage: Eukaryota; Viridiplantae; Streptophyta; Magnoliopsida; Malvales; Dipterocarpaceae.
AGUGUCAAAUCACCCCUUCAACUCAGUUUAUGUGCAAACUAACCCCUCAACUUAUUUUCAGUGACAAAUUAGCCCCUCUGUUAAGCCUUAGGGUCAUCAAUCCGUUAAGUUUUAACGUCAUCAACAAGUCUGAACCCCAAGAGACCCAAAACAACAAAUUAGUCCACCAACGCAAUAGAUCAUUCCACCAGCGCAAGUGAAUACUCCACACCACCUCCCCCAUUUUUUGUUUCAGUUUUGGUCGUCUCAGCACCUCCACCACCACUUGAUCCCCAUGGUAGUAGGCCUCUCCUUCGCUAUAACUGCUAUACCCAACCGCUAGUUCCACGCCUUGCAUCUCAUCACUAAACCUGUAGGUAUGCUUUCUCCCCUUCCUUACCACAGAAACAUGUUACGAACUUAGAAAAAUUUCAAAUUCGCUAUUUGUUUCAUAUUGGAGGAAAAGAAAUAGAAUCCCCAAAUUGAAACCAUCCCAGAGGAAAGAUUUGAUGAUGUGAAGGAUGCCCAGAUCUUGAUCCCAUCACAUUUGGUGGAGAAGCUGGCACGGAAAAGAUCGAAAGGUUUACUAUCUUGGUCGCCACCGUGAUGUCCAGUUUUGGCAUCACUUCCAUGGCCAUUAUGGCUAUUUACUAUAGGGUUUCGAGCAAAUGGAGGGUGGAAAGGGAGCUUCUACUUGAGAUAGAGGAUUUAGAAUAGGAGGAAGAUUGAUGGCUAUGGUAAUAGCUGGAUUAGUUGAUGAAAUUAUAGAUGGAAGAUGGAUCCAUCAGAGAAGUUGAUUCGAAGGAUUUGGCUGUCUGUUGAGAUUGUCUUGAUAGGCAUGGCUGGGCUAGAUCUAUGGUUUUCCUUGAUUGUUUGACUUGGAUUGUUUUUGCUGAGUGGGAAGUUCCUUGAAUAUGACAAUUUGUCCAUCAAAGCCUCCAACAACGCAUCCAUCUCAGCAAAAUCACCAAGUCAGACGCGAAAGAGGGGCCGAUGAACGGAAGGUUC